UGCGCAUUUCAACGGUGACGUCAUUAAUGCGCGCCUUGUGUUUACAGACAGCCGUCAAAAUUUAAAAUGUCAACUGUUUUAACCCUAAAACGAGUCCGAUUUAAAUAUCGAUAUGAGUUUGUGUGAAGGAUACGCUGACAGAAAAUUAUACUGUGCUAUUAGAAAUAAUCUUUAUUGAAGGAUACAGAUUUUGUGAAGUGUUAGGUCAUUAUAAAGUUUGGGUAUGAUGUAACAUGGCACCUGCAGGCGGUGUCUUCAUGUGAAAACAUGGAUAAAGCAGAAGAUCUGGAGACACUUGGUGAGGAACUGUACUCUCUGAUUUACCCCAAACACAAAGAGAAUGCUGGAAAACUCACAGGUAUGCUGCUGGAGUUGCCAGGUCCUGUUCUGAGUCAGAUGGUGCAGGACAAGGCCACGCUGUCCGCAGGCGUGGAGAAAGCCCUGCAAGCCCUACAGCUGGCACAAGAACCCAGCAAGACAUCGCGUAAGGACGACGAUGACCUGUCUGUGUCUUCUGACUCUCUGGGCGAGCAGCUGUUUGAGCUGGUGGAUGUUUACAACACCGGCCACUCCCAGAAAAUCACAGGAAUGCUCCUGGAACAGCACAAACAGGCCAUUUUAAACCUUCUUUCUGACCCCAAACUACUGGAAGAGCAGGUGAACUUCUCCCUGAAGACACUGAAGGAGCAGAACAUGGAAGGGACAGACUUUAGUGACGCUGACGACGCAGAGAGGCUCGGCGAGAAGAUCUUCCCACUAGUGGAAGAGCUGGACCCUCUCCAUGCAAAUGAUAUUACAGGUAUGCUGCUGGAAAUGGACCCAGCUGCUCUCCACCAGCUGCUCAGUGACCACACGAUGCUGAAGGUCGCCGUUCAGAAAGCGCAGGCUGCACUGGACUCGUCGAAUCAGACUCUCUCUACUUGACCAGAAGAGCAUUGCAAUAUUUUACACACAUAAUAGUAAAUUAAUGAUUGUGAUUAACUCCGAUAAUAUAAUGCUGGGAAGUGUGAACACAUCCCUUUAGGAGAUCAUUUGACUUUAAUAAGCAGCUAACUAAAAAAAUACACUUUGUAAAUAAUUGAAAAGUCUAGUUAGCCCAAACUGAUAUUGCCCUUUGGAAUUUGGGUGCUCUCUUUGUUAGCAUCAUAAUCAUUGUCACUUGAUAAAAAUGUUUACAGCAGAAGUGUUGCCAACAGUCAUGCUAUGACAACUUUGUUUUUGGACUGUACAUAAUGUAGGUUUGAGUUGAUUAAAUGUUUCUGCCAAGAGAAAAUAAGGCAAAUUGUACAUAUAAAUGAAGAAGUAUGUUUUCAUUGCAUUUGAAUGUAUAUUACGGAGACUUAUGAAUGAAAUGUGUUAAUCCCGUCCAUCUACAUUCAUUUAGUCUCCUGGCUAAAGGGCCACAACAUGCUAUCAAAUACAUAGCUAAAAUUAAAUUAUACCGAGGGGGAAUUUCCUCUUAGUCAGCCUUUCCCACACAACAGUUAUUUACAUUCUUGUUAGAUCUGUCAACUUUGAUAUACA
Molecule: messenger RNA, 1524 nt
Organism: Pungitius pungitius (ninespine stickleback)
Lineage: Eukaryota; Metazoa; Chordata; Actinopteri; Perciformes; Gasterosteidae
Exons: 6
Coding region: 268-924 (218 amino acids)
Biological process (GO): positive regulation of canonical Wnt signaling pathway; protein polyubiquitination
Cellular component (GO): nucleus; cytoplasm
Molecular function (GO): ubiquitin-ubiquitin ligase activity; RNA binding
Source: RefSeq, a predicted model, not a curated record